AUGAAUUGGAUAUCUGUGUGUUUAUUGUGCUCACUAAUCAAUCCUGUUUUUUUGGAUACUCAAAAACCAACCUUUACCAUUGACUAUGAAAAUAAUGAAUUCCUCAAAGACGGCAAAGUAUUCCGAUAUGUUUCUGGUUCAUUGCACUAUUUCCGAAUCCCUCAACCUUAUUGGAAAGAUAGAAUUCAAAAAAUGAAAGCUGCUGGAUUGAACACCAUAACAACUUAUGUAGAAUGGAGUUUACAUGAACCAUUUCCUGGAGUGUAUGAUUUUGAAGGGAUUGCUGAUUUGGAGUAUUUUAUUGAAUUAAUCAAAAAUGAAAACAUGUAUCUAAUUUUGAGACCAGGACCAUAUAUAUGCGCUGAACGAGAUUUUGGUGGAUUUCCAUAUUGGUUAUUAAAUGUGACGCCUAAAAAGAGCUUGCGGACUAACAACUCAAAUUAUAAAAAAUAUGUUUCGAAAUGGUUUAGUGUGCUUAUGCCAAUAGUUCAACCUCAUUUAUAUGGAAAUGGAGGAAAUAUAAUUUUGGUCCAGGUAGAAAAUGAGUAUGGAAGUUAUUAUGCCUGCGAUUCCGAGUAUAAAUUAUGGAUACGUGAUUUAUUUAGGAGUUACAUAGAAGAUAAGGCUGUGCUUAUUACGAUUGAUGGAUGUGGUCAGUCAUACUUUGACUGUGGCGUUAUUCCAGAAGUGUACGCUACUGUAGAUUUUGGAGUUUCAUCAAACGCUUCCCAAUGUUUUGACUUAAUGAGAAAGGUUCAAAAAGGGGGUCCACUAGUGAACUCGGAGUUCUAUCCCGGUUGGUUAACUCAUUGGCAAGAAUCAGAAUCUAUAGUAAACACCAUCGAUGUUGUAAAACAAAUGAAAGUAAUGUUGGCAAUGAAUGCUUCGUUUAGCUUUUAUAUGUUUCACGGAGGUACAAAUUUUGGAUUCACAUCGGGAGCGAAUACAAAUGACACCAUAGAAAGUAUUGGAUACUUACCGCAGUUGACCUCAUACGAUUAUAAUGCUCCAUUGGAUGAAGCUGGAGACCCUACUGAAAAGUAUUUCAAAAUUAAACAGACACUUGAAGAAGCCAAAUAUGCUGUGACAAACGAGAUAUCACCUAAUCCCUCACCUAAAGGUGCCUAUGGAAAAUUCUAUUUAAAACCUUUGGUUAGCAUAUUUGAAAAGGUUGCUCAACGUAUUAAACCAGUGAUCAGUAAUGUCCCUUUACCGUUUGAGGACUUAGAUAUUAACACUGGUUUUGUAAUGUAUGAAACAACAUUAACAGAUGAUCAAAAGAAUGUUGAAAAUCCAGUAAACCUAACUGUGAACACGGUUAGAGAUCGAGCAAUCAUUUACCUGGAUCAAGUACAAGUGGGUACUAUGAAUCGGUUAAAAGCUAAUACUACAAUAGGAUUAAACAUUAACCGCACUGUUCAAAACCUAAGCAUUUUAAUUGAGAAUCAGGGAAGGAUUAAUUUUGGAGACUUUAUUGAAGAUAGGAAGGGAAUUUUUGAUCAAGUGAUUCUCGGAAACAAAAUAUUGAGCCCUUGGAAAAUGACUGCAUAUCCUUUGAAUGAUACAUCAUGGAUUUCUUCGAUCAAAUCAGUUAAAAAUGUCAAUAGUGUUAAAUUACCAGCAUUUUAUAAAACACAGUUUACAUUACCAGUAAACUAUACAAAAUGUUUAGACACUUAUUUGGACACUUCAGGCUGGACAAAGGGUGUAGUGUUUUUAAACAAUGUAAACCUUGGUCGGUAUUGGCCACUUGGUGGACCUCAAGUUACACUUUAUGUGCCAGCUCCUUUUUUAAAACCAUCACCUUAUGUCAAUACACUAGUGAUGUUGGAACUUGAAGGUACAUCUCAAGAUUUGUCCGUGAAAUUUGUGGAUAAACCUAUUCUUGAUGGUCCUAUAAUGACAUAG
Molecule: messenger RNA, 1908 nt
Organism: Macrosiphum euphorbiae (potato aphid)
Lineage: Eukaryota; Metazoa; Arthropoda; Insecta; Hemiptera; Aphididae
Source: the annotation of a GenBank genome assembly